Elephantulus edwardii (Cape elephant shrew) is the source of this 1304-nucleotide messenger RNA. RefSeq names its product CCR4-NOT transcription complex, subunit 7 (gene CNOT7). Gene Ontology annotation, molecular function: poly(A)-specific ribonuclease activity; nucleic acid binding. The transcript is spliced from 7 exons. NCBI's taxonomy places the organism in Eukaryota, Metazoa, Chordata, Mammalia, Macroscelidea, Macroscelididae. Bases 264 to 1121 code for a protein of 285 amino acids. Gene Ontology annotation, cellular component: CCR4-NOT core complex; P-body; CCR4-NOT complex. The record is from RefSeq and is a predicted model, not a curated record.
GCAAGAGGCGACGGCGCAACGCGGUGCGGCGCAGCUCCGGCUCCGCUUUUCCCCUUGCCGGGUGAGAAGUGUCUAUGGGGCACCCGUUGCCGCCGCCGCUGCCGCCACCGCCGCCGGGUGCUGUCUCUAUGGCGAGGAGGAAGAGGAGGAGCGCCAGCUCAGCAAUACAAGAAUACAAAUAAAGGAUAAAAUAUUUUAUGAAACACAUCUUCAAUCAAGUAUAACAUUUGAUGCUUGGCAUCUAGCCCCCUUGUGCCCUCACUAUGCCAGCAGCUACUGUAGAUCAUAGCCAAAGAAUUUGUGAAGUUUGGGCUUGCAACUUGGAUGAAGAGAUGAAGAAAAUUCGUCAAGUUAUCCGAAAAUAUAAUUAUGUUGCUAUGGACACAGAGUUUCCAGGUGUGGUUGCAAGACCCAUUGGAGAAUUCAGGAGCAAUGCUGACUAUCAAUACCAACUUUUGCGAUGUAAUGUAGACUUAUUAAAGAUAAUUCAGCUGGGACUGACGUUUAUGAAUGAGCAAGGAGAAUAUCCUCCAGGAACAUCAACAUGGCAGUUUAAUUUUAAAUUUAAUUUGACGGAGGACAUGUAUGCCCAGGACUCUAUAGAACUACUAACAACAUCUGGUAUCCAGUUUAAAAAACAUGAAGAGGAAGGAAUUGAGACCCAGUACUUUGCAGAACUUCUUAUGACAUCGGGAGUAGUCCUCUGUGAAGGGGUCAAAUGGUUAUCAUUUCAUAGUGGUUAUGACUUUGGCUAUUUAAUAAAAAUCCUGACCAACUCUAACUUGCCUGAAGAAGAACUCGACUUUUUUGAGAUCCUUCGAUUAUUUUUUCCUGUCAUAUAUGAUGUGAAGUACCUCAUGAAGAGCUGUAAAAAUCUCAAAGGUGGAUUACAGGAAGUUGCUGAGCAGUUAGAGCUGGAGAGAAUAGGACCACAGCAUCAGGCAGGAUCUGAUUCAUUGCUUACAGGAAUGGCCUUUUUCAAAAUGAGAGAAAUGUUCUUUGAAGAUCAUAUUGAUGAUGCCAAAUAUUGUGGUCAUUUGUAUGGCCUUGGUUCUGGUUCAUCCUAUGUACAGAAUGGCACAGGGAAUGCAUAUGAAGAGGAAGCCAACAAGCAGUCAUGACAUGAAAUAGCCCUUUUUAUUUUUAUUUUAUUUGAGCUACACACAUGCUUGUAUAUAGGUUUUAUCUCUGGUUGAAUCCCUUGGACAGUAAAUAAUACCUUAUUUUUCCCUUUGAUAGUCUUAUUUUCUACCUUUGAGUACUAAGUAUGACCAUCCCUGUCUCAGAUUUUAAUAAAUAGAAAA